Emericellopsis atlantica is the source of this 1854-nucleotide messenger RNA. RefSeq names its product acyl-CoA dehydrogenase domain-containing protein. Bases 171 to 1526 code for a protein of 451 amino acids. The record is from RefSeq and is a predicted model, not a curated record. Lineage: Eukaryota; Fungi; Ascomycota; Sordariomycetes; Hypocreales; Bionectriaceae. Gene Ontology annotation, molecular function: flavin adenine dinucleotide binding; oxidoreductase activity, acting on the CH-CH group of donors. The transcript is spliced from 4 exons.
GCGUAGCUUGCCGCUCCCCAUCGAACCUCGGCUCCAUCCUCGGAUCCUCCUCAUCCCCGGAUAGACUGGCUUGAUCUGCGGAGGAUUUUGGAGACUAAAACUCACAACUUCCCUCCGUAUUACCUCCUCUCUCACUCGCAAAGCAAUACAAAGUUGUCGCGAGCUUCAUCAUGUCGGCUAGAAUCCCCAUUAUUGUCUCCGAUCGCGUAAGCGACAAGGCCAAGGCCGCCUUGGACGUGGUUGCCAAGUUUGUGGAGGAGGAGUGCAUUCCUGCGGAUCCAGUUCUCGAGGCCCAGGUCGGUGAGGGCGACGCGCGAUGGAACGCCCACCCUGCGAUCAUUGAGGAUCUCAAGGCCAAGGCCCAGAAACUCGGCCUAUGGAACAUGUUCCUACCCAAGGGUCACUACAAGGAGUCCCCGGGAUGGACCAACCUCGAGUACGGCUUGAUGGCUGAGUGGCUUGGCCGAUCUCGCUCCGCCAGCGAGGCGUGCAACUGCGCUGCCCCCGAUACGGGCAACAUGGAGGUUCUCGCCAAGUAUGGCAACGAGCAGCAAAAACAGCAGUGGCUCAAGCCGCUGAUGGAGGGCAAGAUUCGCUCUGCGUUCCUCAUGACCGAGCCAGAUGUCGCGAGUUCCGAUGCGACCAACAUUGAGCUCAGCAUCCGCAAGGAAGGGAACGAAUACGUCUUGAACGGCAGCAAAUGGUGGUCGAGCGGUGCUGGCGACCCGAGAUGCAGCAUUUACAUUGUCAUGGGCAAGAGUGAUCCCAACAACAAGGAUCCCUACCAGCAGCAGUCCGUCAUCCUCGUGCCGGCUGAUACACCUGGCAUGAAGAUCCACCGCAUGCUUAAGGUCUACGGUUACGACGAUGCCCCUCAUGGACAUGGACACAUCACUUUCACCAACGUCCGCGUGCCUGCCAGCAACAUGGUCCUCGGCGAAGGACGAGGCUUCGAGAUUAUCCAGGGUCGUCUGGGACCCGGCCGCAUCCACCACGCCAUGCGCAGUAUUGGUGCUUCUGAGCGCGCUCUCGACUGGAUGCUGAUGCGCGUCAACGACGACCGCAAGAAGCCGUUCGGCAAGCAACUUCGCGAGCACGGCGUGAUCCUCGAAUGGAUCGCCAAGUCACGCAUGGAGAUCGACGCCGCACGCCUGAUUGUCCUCAACGCUGCCAUACAGAUGGAUGUGCACGGCCCGAAGAAGGCCCUCAAGGAAAUUGCGGAGGCCAAGGUUCUCAUCCCCCAGACUGCUCUGGCGGUCAUUGACCGCGCCGUGCAGUCGUUUGGUGGUGCUGGUGUCUGCCAGGAUACCCCCCUCGCCAGCAUGUGGGCUGGCAUCCGCACACUCAGGCUGGCUGACGGCCCUGACGAGGUGCAUCUGCAGCAGAUGGGACGCAACGAGAACAAGAGGGGCAAGGAGGUCACGGAGCACAUCAAGUGGCAAGCGACCAAGACGGAGGAGCUGAUGAAGAUCUGGAAAGCUUCCAGCGCACAGCCGGGUACGAAUAUCACCAGGGCCAAGAUCUGAGGUGGAUGUUCAGUGUAUAACGACUGUUGCUAGCAGCACUUGAGCGCACAAAGUCACAUUUUGGUUAGCUCAGUAGCAUUAGUACGUACAGAGGCCCUGCUGCCCUGGACUUGCAAACACCCCAUUCGGAGGAAAACCUGCGACUCGAGGUGCAUGUCGCUCCAUCACCUGGUCGACUAGGCGAUGCGCUGUCGCUGUUUAUCGUGAAUCAUGUCGAUGUAGGCUUGGUCGCAUUCCAACUUUGAUCCUCACGCUCCUCGGUGCCCAACGUGGCGACGUGGUGCAUUCCUCGUCAUGCGUUGCCCCGACAACGACAGACACCACAACC